Messenger RNA from Suillus discolor, 977 nucleotides. RefSeq lists its product as uncharacterized. The record is from RefSeq and is a predicted model, not a curated record. The transcript is spliced from 4 exons. The coding region runs from base 107 to 637 and encodes 176 amino acids. Gene Ontology annotation, molecular function: sphingosine-1-phosphate phosphatase activity. Lineage: Eukaryota; Fungi; Basidiomycota; Agaricomycetes; Boletales; Suillaceae.
GAAAUUAACGGAUCAUUAGUGGUGCUACCUGCCGCUAACCGUAUAAUAACAGUGUGCUGAACCGACGGAGGCGCUCGCACCUCUUAACACUAUCGUUCCUCUAGCUAUGGGUACAGAACUAUCGCUGUGGCUCAAGUUCCUCAAUCAAACGUCCAUAAUCGUGUGCACCUUGACCACUGCAGCCAUUCUCCAUACCCGCUCGGCAGGUGUCGUAUAUUUCGUGACCGGCGCAGUCUUAUGUUCAGCGCUUGCCAAGUCCAUAAAGAAGGCAAUACGACAGGAACGCCCAUUGAAGGAUUCCGGACGCAAAGUUACCUAUGGGAUGCCUAGCUCACAUGCAUCCGCCUGCACCUUCUUCGCCGCAUAUAUUACGAUGGCUUGCCUCCAGCUACCCGUUCACCCUACCUUUCCCAGUUCCAUUAUGUUCGUUCCAGUGGUCAUCUUACCAUGGACAUUCAUGAUAGUCCUCUCACGGGUUCAGUUGGGCCAUCAUACAUGGCCGCAGGUGGCGGCAGGAACAGCCCUCGGAGUCUGCUGUGCUAGCUUCUGGUUCAAACUAUGGGUGGAUGAUGCGGCUGGCGUCAAGACAGCUGCUUGGGAGGUCGAAGCGAUGGUGAGGUUAUGGGUUGGACAAUGAUCUCAGGAGCACGUAUAUAUCCAUUCCCUGCACUUGGAGAUGAUUCAUUUUGGCAUGGCUGUGGUGGAUCAGGCAAGUUUUUUAGAUGUACAGUGAUUCUCUUCACAAUCGUUGUUCCAUCGUUCUUGUCAUCAGACAAAGAUUUACAAUGAAUGCAAGUCAGCAUUUAGGGGAUAUCUGUGUCUCCUGUAACAGUUUCCGGAAUGCUACCUGUUGAAGUCCUAAAUAUGAAUCACGCUCUGGAUGCAUCAUAUACCUGCAAGCGGAAUAUUGCUAUGUAGUGCCAUAGGUGGGAAUAAAUUAGACUGCCUGCUGUCUUCAAUCGAGCAUAGUCGUCGAU